UGUGGACGGUGGGUCAGCAAACUUGGGCCCGCGCGCAGUCGGUCGCGGUUCUCCACGACAGUGAGGUGAGUGAGACCGGCGGCCACGAAGGCACUCGAGCGCCUCACACGUGCUUCGAUCAGCAGGGAAAAAGCGAAGAAAACUCGCGCUAUCUUUGACCCGUUUCCGCCCUGAAAGCGAGAAAUAAGAAUGCGACGGUGCCACUGACUUUACCGGCCACUUUGCCACGACGACCUUCUCAAAAAUGCUCAAAGGAUUCUCGUUUGCGAUGCAUUAGAUUAUUAAAGCAACCAACAUGGCAAUCAGUUUCAGAAAAUUCCGAAAAUGCUAUAGUUUCCUUGGGAAAAGGAUUAGCAUGCGGCGGCGGCUGUUGACGUCGGUGGUGCUUUUCGUGCUUGGGGUGCUGAUGGUGUCGUCGCUGCUGACCAACUUCGUGGACAGCGACAUGUACGGCGGGCCGGUGACCACGGGCGAGGACUAUUACUACUCGUGGGGCACCUGGAAUGUGGUCAACGCGACGCCGAGCGAGCCGCCCCUGGUGGCGCCGCCCGCCCCCUUCGGCUCGGGCGAGGUCCAGGCCAUCAACAUCGGCCUCAUCAUGAUCAACGCCACCAAUAACACAAAACUGCUCAACAAUUUCAAGGGCUGUGCUGAAAGCAUCCUCCGACAUUCCACUCAGCUUCCUGUGCACUUUGUGCUUUUGACUGACAAUAUAAGUGUGCCUUUGAUACGUGAAGUGAUUAGAAAUUUAGCCAGGAUACGGGCGAAAGUUCCAGUCACCGUGGACUACCUCAACCUGGAGGAAUCCACGCGCAACCACUCUUCUGUGAUAGACCGGCUGCAGCCGUUGUUCUCGCCCACCGACCCGAACAGCAAGUACAACAAGCGGCUGUUCCACAUCGCCCCGAUUUACCACCGCCUGCUGUCGCCGGCCACCACCCGCCUCCUCGUCAUCGACGCCGACGUCCGCUUCAGGGCCGACGUGGCCGACCUUUACCUUCAACUGCUUACCUUCCAGCCCCAAGAGAUGAUGGCCCUGGCGGCCGAGCUCUCGCCCAUGUACGACAAACCCUUUGAAAGGUACCGCAAGUUGAAUGGCAAGAGCAAAGACGGCCUGCCCAAGCCGCAGGGUGGCUUCCCAGGGUUCAACUCGGGGGUGGUGCUCUAUCAUUUGGGCCACAUGCGCAGCAAUGGCGAGUACAACGCCCUGUUGGACCAGAAAUCUGCCAUUGAAAAUCUGUGCAACAAGUUUGGCAACUACAGAGGAGCUGCAGUCGGUGAUCAGGAUUUCCUGACUCUGCUCAAAGUGCACAGGCCGCAGUGGGUGCGUGAAAUCGACUGCGGGUGGAAUUACCAGCUGGACAUGACCAUGGCAGUCCACCCUUUCUUCGGCCAGUACCACCUGUGUGAUUCAGAAGCGAAGAUUCUGCACGGCAACGGUGGUGCCGUCAUUCCGACCGAAUCUGCAUUUGCCUCUUUGACCUCUUCAAUUGCUUCGUUGGAGAAAGCAUAAUUUGACUGAUGAUUUUUUUCUUUCUACAAAAUCUUCCUCUUUUUUGCUAUCAAAAAGAACGAUAUUACAUGCUGGAAUUGAUAAAAAAAAAAAAAUUGUAA
This is a messenger RNA of Neocloeon triangulifer, 1614 nucleotides long. Its product is annotated as xyloside xylosyltransferase 1-like. Gene Ontology annotation, molecular function: UDP-xylosyltransferase activity. The coding region runs from base 296 to 1513 and encodes 405 amino acids. The record is from RefSeq and is a predicted model, not a curated record. The transcript has 6 exons. NCBI's taxonomy places the organism in Eukaryota, Metazoa, Arthropoda, Insecta, Ephemeroptera, Baetidae.